Molecule: messenger RNA, 621 nt
Organism: Lycium ferocissimum
Lineage: Eukaryota; Viridiplantae; Streptophyta; Magnoliopsida; Solanales; Solanaceae
Exons: 1
Coding region: 1-621 (206 amino acids)
Source: RefSeq, a predicted model, not a curated record
AUGGCUCCGUUUGAGGGUCUUUAUGGGAGGCGAUGCCGAUCUCCUAUCGGAUGGUUUGAUGCCUUUGAGGUGAGGCUGUGGGGUACCGAUCUUUUGAGAGAGUCAUUAGAUAAGGCUAAGGUGAUUGAAGAUAAGCUUUUAGCGGCUCAGAGUAGACAGAAGGAGUAUGCGGACAGAAAGGUCCAAGAUCUUAAGUUCAUGGUUGAGGAGCAGGUCUUAUUGAAAGUAUCACCCAUGAAGGGUGUGAUGAGGUUUGGGAAGAAGGGCAAGCUCAAUCCUAGGUUCAUUGGUCCAUAUGAGAUUCUUGACCGUGUGGGGGAGGUAGCCUAUCAAUUGGCAUUGUCUCUUGGUUUGUCGGGUGUUCACCCGGUGUUUCAUGUGUCAAUGCUAAAAAGAUAUCAUGGUGACGGUUCUUACAUCAUUCGUUGGGAUUCAGUCUUGCUUGAUGUGAACUUGUCUUAUGAGGAGGAGCCUAUUGCCAUUUUUAAUAGAGAGGUUCGUAAGUUGAUGUCUAAAGAGAUAGCGUCAGUGAAGGUUCAGUGGAAGAAUCGUCCUGUUAAGGAGGCUACUUGGGAGACCGAGUCUGAUAUGUGUGAUAAGUAUCCCCAGCUUGUCACCUAG